AUGACUCAAACUCCUUCUCCAACUCUUCAAUACAAACAACAUGUGACUCGAAGGGGGGCAGUUUCUCAUGAAAUUCCAACACCAGUUUCUCUACAAUCAAAGAAGAGGCGUGAUAAAGACAUGGCCAAUCAUAUUUCAAAGAAACAAAAGAAGCGCAAGAAGCAGAGGAAGUUAGUGUUGCAUGACAACUCAGCUGAUGAAGAUGUGGUGCCUGAAAUGCCAGUUAUUGAACAUAUGGUUCAUUCUUCUUCGGUGAGGGAUUCUCCAGUUCAAUCAAAUUUCGAGGAGACUGGGAAUCUUGGUGGCAAUGUGGAAACUUAUACAGUGUACACAACCAUCAAUCACGGUGAACAAUCAAAGCAAUCAACUCCUGAGCAAACAACGGUCAUACCACCCAAAGUUUCGAAUACUUAG
Messenger RNA from Lactuca saligna, 414 nucleotides. The record is from the annotation of a GenBank genome assembly. Lineage: Eukaryota; Viridiplantae; Streptophyta; Magnoliopsida; Asterales; Asteraceae.